Messenger RNA from Chlamydomonas reinhardtii, 2812 nucleotides. RefSeq lists its product as uncharacterized. The coding region runs from base 224 to 2083 and encodes 619 amino acids. The record is from RefSeq and is a predicted model, not a curated record. NCBI's taxonomy places the organism in Eukaryota, Viridiplantae, Chlorophyta, Chlorophyceae, Chlamydomonadales, Chlamydomonadaceae. The transcript has 2 exons.
GCUACAGCAACAGUCAUUUUUCUUUCCGUGCAGGCCAUAAGUAGCUUCAGGGCACAGCUUGUCUUGAACUGAACACUUUCCUCCGACCUCGUGCUUCACUAGAGCCCAUCGCUGCAUCCUUGACAAAGGUUUUCUAUGUUAAGUAGUUGAAGCGAACUGCCUAGAGGACGCUUUCCGGCGCGUUUGACCUCCGGCAAGCGGAAGGCUUCCUCUCGCUUAAACGAUGCCAUCCUGGGCCCCAGCGCCCGACUUGGCGGAUGAGGACAUAGUGGAAGAUGAUGACCUGUACGUGGGCGGGUUUGGAGGUCGCCGGACAAGUGCACCGUCUGGGGGCAAUCCGCCUCGCGGGCUUACUGCGACGACCAGCUUCAAGGACCACAGCAUCCUUGGAUCCGCCUCCGUGUCGGCCAAGGUGCUUAUGCCCUCCAACUCCAUGCCACACGCCGGGCCCGUCGGCGGCACGCACGCGGCCGCGCCCCCGCCCGCGCCCGCGCCGCUGCCCAAGCCCCCCGCCUCCAAUGUGGGCGUCUACCACCGCGGCGCGCCCAUCAUCGCCACCGCCUCCGCCGCCGCCGCCUCGCGGCCCGCCUCGGGGCUGCUGCUCCGCAACCCCCGCGCCAGUGCGCCCGGCGGCACCGCCGCCUCCACCACCGCCGACGGCGGCUACGCCGGCGCCAGCAGCAGCGGCUACGGCGCCAGCGGCGCCAACGGCGGCGCCUCCUUCAGUCGCAACCAUGAGGGCGGCUACUACGGCGGCAGCGAGGCGGCGGACCGGCUGGACAGUGUGGUCAGCCGCAUGCGCGGUGACAUCCUGGGCGGAGACGACGCCUCCACGGACUCGAGCGUGCACGGCGGCGGCGGCGCCGGCGGCGGCAGGAUGGGCGGCAGUAGGACGGGCGGCGGCGGCAGCGGGUUUGGAGCUGGGGCGGGGGCGGGGGCAGGGGCGGGCGGGUUGUCGGGUGUGUUGCGAAGUCACAACGCGCCCGCGUCCGGGCCGGGGGGGCAGGGCGGCUACGGCAACGGCGGCGGCUACGGCGGCGGCUACGGCUACCCGGAGAAGGGGGUUGGUGGCGGCGGGCAUCUGCCGCCGGGGGCGGCGUCGCAGGCCCAGGCGCAGCAGCCGCUGCGCGGCGGCCCCAUGCCUGGGCUGGACAUGGGCGGCGGCGGCGGUGGAGGAGGCAGUGGAGGAGGUGGCCGGCCGCCGCUGGUCCGCAACCUGAGUGCCCACGUGCACAGCAGCAGUCACGCCGCGCCCGUCACGGUGGCCGUGCUGCCCAAGGCCGCCGCCAGCGCGCGGCACCUCAGCGCCGGCGGCGGAGGCGGCGGCGCCUCGGCGGUGGCGGAGCAGCUGCAGCACCCCCCGCGGCAGCUGGCGGCGCCGGCGCUGUCCGCCUCCUACUCGGGCGAGGCGGGUGAGGCGGGCGUGGGGCUCUCCACAGCGCCCGCGGCGGCAGAGGAUGCGGCCGGCUUGGGUUUGCGGCCAAGCCUCGCGCAGCACGCGCAGCACCACCACCAACAUCAGCAGCACAUGCAGCAGCACACGCAGCAGCAGCAGCAGCAGUCGACACCGGCGCCUUCGGUCAUGCUGCGCGCGUCCGCCGGCGCCAUUGUGGCACCGGCGGGCGCGGCGGCAGGGGGCAGCCACCGCCGCCACGACGGCGGCGGCAGCAGCGGAGGUGGAGGCGGCGGGGCUUGGGCUGACGGGCCAGACACAGGCGGCGAUGAGCGGCUUAGCGGCGGCGCCCAGCGGCCCAGCAGCGGCGGUGGUGGUGGCGGUGGCGGUGGACUGCUCGGGCUGUUCAGCCGCAGCAGCUCGGCCCGGCGUAAGUCGGAGAACGCGGGCGGGCAUGGGGCGGAGCCGCCCGGCGGCGUCGGCGGCGGCAAGGGCGCUAACAGCAAUGGCAGCAGUAGCAAGGUCGGUAAGGAGUCGAGGAAGAGCAGCAGUGGCGGGGCCGGCGGCGACGGCGAUGGGAAUGAUGGGGAUGUGCGGGAGGUGGCGGCGGCGGGCGGCGUGGGCGGCGGGCGGCCGCCCAGCGGGCUGCUGAAGCGCACUGCAAGUGCGCUGGUGUCGUGGGCUCGGUAGCAGCGCGGGAGCAGCGAGGGAGGAGCGAGUGUAAACGUGAGCGGCAGUGUGUCGACCGCGGAGUGGCUGUGUGUGGGCGUGUGAGUAGGUAGCACAACAGCAACAACGCAUGAUGCAUGGCCACAAACAGCUCGCCCGGUGACUUGCAUGUCGUACUCACCGACUCACGUACCUGGCGGCGCUGGAGGGCAGUGAGGCUGGUGGCCAGUGCAGUUGCAGGCUGGGUUCCUGCUAGCGAGCACGAGGCGGCACAGGCAGGCUCUGUGUGUAUAUAUCCUUAUAUUGUCAGCGGCUAUCGUAUUCACAAGCCGUGUCAGUAUUAUUGUAGAGUAACUGAGUGGCGGGUGGUUGGAGCGGGGGCGCCAUAGCGCACCAUCGCCGCCAAAUCGUAGCGUCGCCAUCGCGGCCUUUGCAAAGCAAGCGCAUGGCCUGCGCGCUGCCGCCGCAGCGAGCCGGUCAUUAUUUGAAUAUGGUAGUGUUUUGAGUGUUGGGUCUUGGUCCACAUUGGACUCAUGGCGGGCCUCUGCAUCGCCAGCACGUCAGGCCGGGGGCCACACACGAAGCCACGCACGCUCACAUCUCACAACGCAGUGCAGUACCUAGGACGUGUGGGCCGCGUGUGCGUGAGGGUUGUAACAGUGGCGUACUGACGUUGCGAUGCGCGGCACGAGCUCGUGUUGUUGGCAACGCAUGUGGCACGCGUAUGCCGGCAUGUAAAGUGAUGCGGAA